CAGACGUUCAUUUGAGAUGGUGGGAGGUUGAUACUUGUAUUCCCUACUAUCACCAAAGCGCUAGUCAUUUCCUUUCUGUACAUCAAAGCCUUUGUCAAGAUCUCUCGUCCAGCGCACGUUUUAAUACCGUCUUCUGCCCGAUCGCCACUGAAUAACGGGCUCUUUCACCGAUCGCAUUUUGCACGAUACCCGCAUCAUGGCAAUCUCAGUCGAGUUGAAUACGCCUCUAGCUCAGGCUCUCAAUGAAGUUAUACAACCCAAGUUGGUGGAGGUUGGGUGGAGUACGGGUGGUGGAGAUGAUUCGGCGCUGGCCGAGUAUGUCAUUUUGAUGCUGGUAAACGGCAAAACACAGGAACAGAUCGCGUCGGAAUUGGCAAACGACCUCCUCGGCCUUGGGCCCGAUGACACGGAAGCUGUUGACUUUUCGAGAUGGCUGUUCGAACAAGUCGAGCUGUUAAACAAGCGGUUAAACGGUGAACUGGCCGAGCCAGAGCCAGAGAAUGCAGCGCAGGCUAUUCCAUCAUUUACCGAAGGGAGCGAUGAUGCUGCCGCACCUGCCAGUGCGCCUCUUAAGUUUGAUGCCGAGAUGACUGAUUCUCCUUUACAACCUCGAGAGGGCGGACUACCAAGCGGUCCCAGAAAUAUGCGAAAUCCUAAACAGAACGGAAGAGGACGGCUUUUAGGCCAAAUAACGAGGGCCAUGGACCGAUCAAGCGAGUCCGUCCUACAUCGGGUCCGAAAUCAAAGCGGCGCCGAAAGAAUAAAUAUGCAUCGGGAACCGCCAAGGGGUCCUAGAGCCUUUCAAGCAAGGGGUGGUCGCUCCGGAGGGGGCAGGCAGGCCGGCGGAAUGGGGAUGAACAUGGGAAUGGGUGCUAUGGGAAUGGGAAAUAACCCAAUGCAGAAUAUGCCUCCCGGGUCCAAUAUGAUGACGCCCCAACAACAAAUGCAAAUGAUGGCCUUAUUUGAAGAGCAGGCUCGAAUGAUGGCACAGUUUAUGCCCGGGUUCGUUCCGCCAGCCAUAAACCCCGCUUUUCAAACCGCGCAAGGAAUUCAGAAUCAGGGGCGAUCAUUAUUUGAGCGCGCGGAACAUCACAAGGAUAGAAAUCCUCACUUCCAAAGACAUCAUCAGAAUGGCCGGCAGCAUAACCAGGGCACCAACAUGGAUGUAGACGGUGGCCCAAAAGAAAGUACGGACACUCAAAUGGAAGAAGCACCGCAAAGCGAGUCGCAGGAUCGAGGAACGGAAGGUGUUUGCCGCUACAACCUGAGGUGUACGAAUAAAGAUUGCCCUUAUGCCCACCAGUCGCCGGCGGCGCCGGAAGGUACUACAAUUGAUGUCUCUGAUGUCUGCCCGUUUGGAGCUGCAUGCAAGAACCGAAAGUGUGUUGCUCGGCAUCCUUCUCCAGCACAGAAAGCAAUGCACCAGUCGGAAGAGCUCUGCAAGUACUUCCCGCACUGUCAGAAUCCUCACUGCCAAUUCAAGCAUCCGUCUAUGCCUCUGUGUCGGAAUGGAGCCGACUGCUCUGUUCCCGGCUGCAAAUUCACCCAUCAGCAAAUACCGUGUCGGUAUAAGCCAUGCCUAAAUCCCACAUGUCCUUUCAAACACUCUGAAGGGCAGAAAGGAGUCUUCUCGGACAAAGUUUGGACCGCUGAAAGGAAAGAUGCCCCUCAUGUUAGUGAGCGCAAAUUCGUAGCAGAUGAAGCCGGGGAAGAGGAGUUGAUCAAACCACCACCCUCGUCCAGCGAGGCUGAGAUUGUUACCUAAAAGCAUGGAGUCUUCCCUUAUCCCGAAAGCACUAGGCUUCGAUGUUGGUGAGAUUUGCGGAUAUUCCCUUAAGACAGGCCCUUUGUGCCGAUAAUUUCCCUUGUGUUACUUGGUCUUUAUUUUCUUUUGGCAUGAAUAAUGGCGUUCAUUCGGA
Messenger RNA from Coccidioides posadasii C735 delta SOWgp, 1919 nucleotides. RefSeq lists its product as uncharacterized. NCBI's taxonomy places the organism in Eukaryota, Fungi, Ascomycota, Eurotiomycetes, Onygenales, Onygenaceae. Gene Ontology annotation, cellular component: nucleus; cytoplasm. The record is from RefSeq and is a predicted model, not a curated record. Gene Ontology annotation, molecular function: poly(A) binding. Gene Ontology annotation, biological process: regulation of mRNA stability.